AUGGGCAUCCUGGAAGACCAGCCUACCAGGAGAUGCCAGGGAAUGGGGGUGCCAGGAUCCAGAGCACACAGGGGCGCCCAGAGGCUGCCCAGGAAUGGCCCCACCACGGUCCUGCUCUUCCUCCCAGACGUCCUCGUGCUGCUGAUGACCGACGUCCUCAUCUUCCUGCAAGAGAAGGACCAGAAAUACACCUUCCCCAUGCUGAAGCCGGCCGUGAUCUCCCUGCAAAACCUCAUCGUGCGCGACAUCGCCAACCAGGAGAAGGGCAUGUUCCUCAUCAGCGCCGCGCCGCCCGAGAUGUACGAGGUGCACGCGGCCUCCCGCGACGACCGCAACAACUGGAUGAAGGUCAUCCAGCAGACGGUCAGCCUCUGCCCCAGCCGCCAAGACUUCCCCCUGAUCGAGACGGAGAUCGAGGCCUCCCUGCGCAAGCUGAAAGGCAGCACCGCUCUGCACUUGGCCACCAUCGCCUGCCAGCCCCAGUGCGUCAAGGUCCUGCUGCAGAUCCAGAGGCUCCUGGCGCAGACGGAGCAGCUCUCGGCGGAGGUGCUGGCGCUGCGGGGCGAGCGCACCCGGCUGCGCCUGCGCCUGCAGGUGGGGGCCCGGCGCCCCCGCUCCGGCAUCGCCCCCGGUGCCCUCAUCGCUCCGGUGUCCCCCUGUCGGCAUCGCUCCCGUGUCCCUCCCUCCGGCAUCACUCUGGUGCAGCACAAAACCCACCGCGACGUCGUUGCCGUCUACCGGACCCACCUGCUCCAGGCGGCCCAGGGCUUCAUGGACGAGGCGGUGCACGCGGUGCUGCUGCAGAUCCUGCGCGCGGGGCAGGCCUGA
Messenger RNA from Tinamus guttatus (white-throated tinamou), 828 nucleotides. NCBI's taxonomy places the organism in Eukaryota, Metazoa, Chordata, Aves, Tinamiformes, Tinamidae. The record is from RefSeq and is a predicted model, not a curated record.